This is a messenger RNA of Nerophis ophidion (straightnose pipefish), 8052 nucleotides long. Its product is annotated as paxillin-like. Bases 149 to 3619 code for a protein of 1156 amino acids. Gene Ontology annotation, biological process: substrate adhesion-dependent cell spreading; transforming growth factor beta receptor signaling pathway; endothelial cell migration. Lineage: Eukaryota; Metazoa; Chordata; Actinopteri; Syngnathiformes; Syngnathidae. The transcript is spliced from 14 exons. The record is from RefSeq and is a predicted model, not a curated record.
GAGCGUACACAUUGCACAGAUUGCGCGUCCACGCCAACGACACUGACUUAACUUCUGGUGGAAUCAGCGUGGAAGUUCGGAGAGUCUAAAGCCGCAGUCGAGUUUAAAACUGUGGAACUUUCGGUGACCUCGAAGCAGCAAAGUGACCAUGGAUGACCUGGAUGCCUUACUAGCUGACCUAGAGUCGACGACAUCCCACAUUUCAAAGCGACCAGUGUUCUUGCCUGAUGAGACGCCCUACUCCAUCCCCACCAGUGAAAACUAUUACCAGGAUCUAUCAGUUCCACCUCCAGUACCACCUCCACCGACAGCCGAGGCUCUCAACGGUUCAGUGCGAGACCACAAAGACUCGCAGCACUCCUCUCAGCAGUCUCUAGGUUCGGCCCAAAAGAGCUCAUGGUCGGGGGACAGAAGCAGUUCUCCACAGUCUCACACUGAAGAAGACCACGUCUACAGCUUUCCUAACAAACAGAAGUCAUCAGACUCAUCGACAGCAGCCAUGACCUCAGCCCUCGGCAGCAACCUCUCAGAACUUGACAGGCUACUGCUAGAGCUCAAUGCGGUUCAGCAGAGCUCCCCUUCCUUCCCCACUACAGAGGAGAGGGCACCGCCCUUGCCAUCCACAAGCAUCACACACUAUGAAAAUGGCAAUACUCCUGAAAUCCGAAUUAGCCCACCCCUUCAUGAGGAGCCCAAGAGAAAUGGAACAAAGUCGGAUGAGGCUCGGCCAACAGUGGAGAGUCUUUUGGAUGAGCUGGAGGGUUCAGUGCCCUCAACAAGUGGUUUGGACAGUCCCACUCAGCAACAAGCCCGGAUUUCAGCUUCUUGUGCCACAAGAGAGUUGGACGAGCUGAUGGCCUCCUUGUCCGACUUCAAGCCCAGCUCUCUGGGCUCUUUGCUGCACCCAACAGGAGCAACUUCUACCACUUCUCAUCUUCCAGUCUCUACCUUCAUCCCCCCAGUGGCUUCUCCUUUCUUCAGUCUGUCCCACCCAUCUACCUGUGCCUCUUCUUUGUUGUCUCUGCCUGCUGGUCUCGAGCUGCACAUAGACGAGGACGGAGGAGACAGAGGCUUGUCAUCGUCUCAUCUGAAUCAUAUUCCCUGUCACAGUCCUAUCUCCUCUCUUUCUGCGGCCAGUGACCUCGACUUUGUAGCAGAUGCGUUUGCCUUUGUGCCCCCAUCCCCGAGCCAUUUGCUGCAGGUCAUGUCACAGUCAGCGUCUUUAAGCUCCAGCAUGCAGAGAACCAGUUCAAGCCCAUCCACUACUCCCUCACUGACCUCAGUAAACACGGUCCUGGACAAGACCUCACAGUCACCUAGUCCAUCUGUAGAGCAGUUUUCACCCUCAGCUGCUGCUUGUAAUCAGUCUUGUUCACCUGACAAAAAAACCAAUGGGUCUUUUGUCAUCCAUGAUCCUAGUUUGAAUCACUCUGCUUCUCCCCUUCACACACUCACCCCUUCUAUCUCUUCACCUUCACCUCUCCCUGCUACUUCCUCUAUAUCGCCUCCCCUCACAAGGUUUUCCUGCCAAACCUCCACUACAAACAUCAUUUCCCCUGUGACCUUCCCGACUUCUUCAAUCCCUACUGGACAUGUGCUGGAGCCAAGACCCACAACCAAGAGUGCCAGCCCCCUCGUCCUGCAUCAACUCCCCUUAGAGGAAACCUCCCUGGAUGAAGCGCUGGACAAGCUGUUAGCAAUGAGUUUUUCACAAAAUCUGUCAGCUGACCCGCAGCUGACGAUGGAGACACAUUGUCUCAGCGGAGAUGCCCCAGAAGUACAGGAGUUUUUCCUUCCCAUGGACAGAAACUGUGCGCAGCCCAACACUUUCACCUGUGCCACCAACACCAUUACUGACGAAUCAGUGGACGGAGGUACCGAUGCCAAUGGAGAGCUGGACUGGGCCGAUGAGGAGCUGUCCAUGUCUUUCCACGACGGUUUUGAUGGCACCAUGACGCCUUAUACCGAGAGAAUGUACACAGAUGGCAGCAUGACCCCGCUGACAGAAGCCAGCUGGAUGGACGAGUGCAUGACGCCGUCCACAUGCCCCGGGACGCCUGAUGUUGCCCUGGAUUUACCUUUGCUGCAGCCUCCCAAUAUGGACCGAGUCUCUGCAUCGGGUCAUAUCAAAUCAGUAAUAAGGCGGACUAAGGAGAUCCCCAACGUGCAUCCUAUGUAUCGAGAAGGUCUCCUGCGCAGGAAAAUGGGACCUAUCAUUGUCAACAAGAACACUUCCCAAGAUCGCCUCAUCGAGGAGCUUCAGGGCAAGUUCGGUAUCGCCCGCCCGGAGCGGCGGCGUAAACAAUCAGACGACUGGCUGACCGACGGGGUCGUUGUCACGUCCAAACCACAGCGUUUCCGUCCUGACGGAGCCGCCGGCGAAGUUGACAAGCUCAUAAUUACACCCGGGUCGCCUGUUCCUGCGAGAAAGGUUCUCCCGCCUCAAUCACCUCCCAUUCCUCAUCACCCACCAGUCACAGAAGAACCUAAACAAAUACUUCCACGCCAGCAGGCUCCUGUUCCUAUACCUCCACCCCCUCUGCCACCUUCUCCCCUCGCUCAGCCUUCUCACAGCCAGCAGCACAUCACAGCACCCCCUCAGCAGCUAAGAGCACCUUUACCAGCCGAAGUUCAGGAACUUCCUGCCCCCAAACCAGAGCCCUCUCCUUCUGUUCGUAUAAGCCCAACCCAGCUACCACCUGUGGAAAAUGUCCCACCAGUUGCAGACAAAGCCCUGGUAUCUGUAGGCUGCCAAACUGACUACGACCCACUCUUCUCCCCAGUGCAGAUGGCUCAAGGCAAGGGGGGUUCUCCUGGCAGUGCCAAGACACAGGUCAACAAGCUGGACAACAUGCUCGGGAGCCUGCAGUCUGACCUCAACAAACUGGGAGUGCAGACUGUCGCUAAAGGAGUUUGUGGCGCCUGCUUGAAGCCAAUCGUGGGCCAGGUUGUAAUCGCCAUGGGCCGCACGUGGCAUCCUGAACACUUUGUGUGCACGCACUGUCAAGAGGAGAUCGGCUCCAGAAACUUCUUUGAGCGUGAAGGACAGCCCUACUGUGAGAGAGACUACCACAACCUUUGCUCGCCACGAUGCCACUACUGCAACGGGCCCAUUCUCAAUCAAGUUGUGACCGCGCUGGACAAAACCUGGCAUCCCGAACACUUCUUCUGCGCUCAGUGCGGAUGCUUUUUCGACCCAGACGGGUUUCAUGAAAAGGAUGGAAAGGCAUACUGCAGGAAGGAUUACUUUGACAUGUUUGCACCAAAGUGCGGUGGUUGUGCCAGAGCCAUUGUGGAGAACUACAUCUCAGCGCUCAACUCCCUUUGGCACCCAGAGUGUUUUGUUUGCCGGGAGUGCUUCACGCCAUUUGUGAACGGAAGUUUCUUCGAGCACGACGGCCAGCCUUACUGUGAAGUCCACUACCACGAGCACCGCGGCUCUCUGUGCUCCGGCUGUCAGAAGCCCAUCACGGGCCGCUGUAUCACGGCCAUGUCCAAGAAGUUCCACCCGGAACACUUCGUCUGUGCUUUCUGCCUCAAGCAGCUAAACAAAGGCACCUUUAAAGAACAAAACGACAAACCCUACUGCCAUGGCUGCUUUGUCAAGCUCUUCAGUUAAGGAGUGCAGGAGCUUCUAUACGUGUGGUACUGCACACUCUAUUUUGGGUCAGGGUCUAGAAAAGUAAGGUUUAAAGCCUAUAAUUUGUAACAGAGUAGGUCUUUAGCUUUUUAAGGUGUAUGGGUUGAGUACAUGUAUAGUCUGAACAGGGGUGCCCAAAAGGGCCAAAGUCAAAAUGCGCCAAUGGGUCACCGUGAUUUGAAGUGUGAAACACAAAUAGCCUUGAUGUCAAUUUUUAAAAAAACAUUCAAUGACGUGUUAGUCUUGUGGAAAUGCCAGCAAGGAUUAUGCAAGCUUUAGGGGUGUCCUGAUUGGAGCCUUGAGGAUCCGAUUUAAAGGUUUGAUGGAGAGAAAUUAGUCAAAGCAAGAACAUUUUGUAGGGAUGAAAAACACAAAACAUUUUACAAUUAACCAGGAUUGUCCGAACUUUCUACUGAGGGCCGCAGACUGAAAAACCAAAGGAUGUUGGGGCCAUUUUGAAAAUGUUUCACGUGCAAAUGAAGUGAAGUGAAUUAUAUUUAUAUAGCGCUUUUUCCUCAAGUGACUCAAAGGGCUUUACAUAGUGAAACCCAAUAUCUAAGUUACAAUUAAACCAGUGUUGGUGGUAUUGGGAGCAGGUGGGUAAAGUGUCUUGCCCAAAGACACAACGGCAUUGACUAGGAUGGCGGAAGCGGGGAUCGAACUUGCAACCCUCAAGUUGCUGGCACGGCCGCUCUACCAACCGAGCUAUACCGCCCCUAUAAUACAAUAUUUUUUUUUUUCUAAAAAUGUUAUCAGCGCAGAGCUUAUUUCCUGUUACGCCCCUCCCACAGGGAGAAGAAAACAACUAUAAUAGUAUUAUAUUUAUAUAAAAAUGUUGUAAGGACACCUGUGCAUAUGUAUCCUAAUUAACAUUAAAGAGAAUAACUUUAGAUCAACUUACAACAAAAAACUUCAUCAACAUUUUUUUCAGUCAGAACAGAAAAUAUUUCAAGUGCAUCAAUUUGCCUGAAAACAAGUCAUCUUAUUUAAACUGUAAGCAUCUUUUGACCGAAUUCAUUCAUUUAAGCUCAGGACGCAGUAUGUUGAUGGAUGCGGACACGUUUGUUACUGGAGCCUUUGUGUUUGUAAGUAAUAUGCAACUAUAAAUAUUUAUAGUUGUUAACAAUUGUGUUUUGGACUGCAACUUUCACUUCAAGACACUCAUUACAUAUGACUAGUUUGUGUGCUGAGCUGCUGUGUAGCUGCUAGCUCAUCGUAGCCUGUGACUACCCAUAUUUACCUUUGCUUGGUGCUUAUUGAAUGACUUUUUGCAGCUGCUUGUAUCGGAUAUUAUACCUGAGAUUACUCCUUUCAAGAUGAUAUAAUCCCAUAUUAUUAUUAUUAUUAUUUUUGCUGGUACCUGAUCAGGACACCCCUAGUGAGCUUGAAAAAGGUCAGUAUGAACAACGUAUCAAAUUUGGGAAGCCAAACACAAGAAUUCAACAGGCUAGAUUUGGCCCCCGGGCCCCUCUUUGGGCACCCCUGGUGUAAACUAGUCUGUGAUGCAGAUAUAUCCAGCAUAUACUGUAAGAACUAUGAAACUCAUCAAGGAUAGUUCGACUUGUGUUUUACUACAUACACUCAUUACUUCAUUUCUGUUGUUGUUUCACUUUUACUUCAGGCGGGGGUGAAAGCAUUCUGAAGGCCAAAGUAAUCAUGAAGUGUGCUUAGUUAACAUUCUCACUGGUUGAGCGUGUCAGGAAGUUGACAUCAGACCAUGGUAGCAGGAAGCAGGUGACCUGAUACUGCACAAAAAAACACUCUUUCAGCUGAUACUGUUUUUUAAAAAAGUCUUCUCUAAUUGUGAGGCCGUAGUUGUGUACAGGCUGACAGCUGAUGAGAUGAGUGGGAGGAAGGCUAGGAAAAGGCAGAGGGAGCUGGUGUGUUCAUGGUGAGAGAGACACUAACCAUGAAUACCUCCCCAGAAUGAAAAGUUGAAUGCAUGAACAGAUUAGAUUGGAGCAGAAAUGCGUUGAAUGAGCAAUCAAUGACUCUGCCAGCAGAAAACAUUUUCUCUUCAGUUCUGCAGACUUAUUUGUUAACACCAGCAUGUUGGAAACAUAUUUGAUGUGCACAAACGGCAGCGUAACAAAACAAUGUUUCUAGUUCCAUUAUUCAUCUCUGCAUCUUUUAUUUGUAUUUGAGAAAUUCCAGUAUUGCUGUCUCAAACAAGUGAAAGCAGCUCACAGCUUUUAUUAAUGUUUCACCUGCCAAAUCAUUCCAUAUUUUCAGACAAAUAGCGAAUAAGCGUCAUUCAAACCAGUGUAACUUUUCACAGAUAUUAGGAGUAGGAGGUUGUGGUGAUUCCUGCCACCUCUUAAUGCUAAGUUUGUACUGUACUGCAAUUAUUUAAACAUGCAUUUUUGUACAACUGUAGUUUCAGGCAAGGUAGUGAUAGUCUGUGUCGCUUGGUGUGCUUACCGUAUUUCCUUCAAAUGCCGCCGGGGCGCUAAUUCAUUUAAAACCUCUUCUCACUCCGGCGCUUACCAAAGGCAUGCGGUAAAUUUAGGCCCGCGCUUAAGAAUUUGAGUGUGAUGUAAGGAUACCAUCAUGAAAAGCACAUUUAAUUAAAAAAAACGUUAUUAUGGUCUUACCUUUACUUAUAAAUGAAGUCCAUGCGCAGCUCCUUCUGAUCAAAAGCAUUGAUAACUUGUUUAUUGAAGUCUUCCUUAUCUUUCUUCAGUUUUAAAAGUCUCUCUGUCUCGAUGGAGAUCUUCCUUUAUUACCUCCUGCUUCGAUUGAAGGUCCAGUUUAGAAAAGUGUUUUAUUUUAGAUAUGUAAUCCUCCAUGUUAAAAGUGCAAGCGAGAGGAAAAAAUAAACGAUCGCUGCUCACUCUUGCUGCUUGUUGUCACUUCUUCUGCAGCCGAGUAGUCGCAAGAAGGAUCACUAGCGCCCUCUACCACCAGGAGGCGGGAGUCAUUUAAUGACUCAUAUUUGACACACGCAGCUACGGUAUAUUAAUAAAACAUAGCUGCUUACUGUUCUUUUUAGCAUAUUGAACAGCUUGGACCUUAAAUCCUACUGAACAGCUCUUAAUCUUCUUCCCUUUAUGCGAUUUCCAAUGAUUGAAAUCAGCCCCCUCCAUUUUGAAAAUGAUGACAGGUGAAGUGUCACUCGUGACGUGACGAGUUUGACCCUGUGGAAAUUCUGGACAUGCGCUAAUAAAAAUAAUAUUUUGCGAAACGAGUUUGACCCGGCAGUAAUUCUAGACAGGCGCAUACUAUAUACCCGGCGGCAAUUCAAGGAAAUACGGUAUGCUUGAUAACCACUCUAACAAUGACAGUGAAAGAAAGUGGUAUUGCAACCAUGCAGUCAGUCCGAGUCCAUGUUGGUGUUGACAGUCAUUUGUGUAAAAACCAGCAAGGAAGAUGACCACCAGGUUUAGUUCACAUGAUGGAAGGUGCUUUGGUCUUUCUGUGCAGUGUUUUAAAGCCGUGGUUUGCAAACAUUUUUUCACCAACUCAGAAAGGACUUUGCUCUUCAAGUACCACCUAAUGGCCAACAUUGAAAUACAGUAGGUCUAGUGUUCAUUACAAGUAUAUUUAAUAUUUUGGUCACUGUAACAUUACACACAUUUUGAACAGUAACACUGUGUAUGUGAUUAUUUGGCAUGCCACUAGAUCAGGCCUGGACAAUUAUUUUGACUCUGGUGGCCAAAUUUGAAAAAAAAAAUGUGUAUGGGGGCUGGUAUAUCUGAUUUUCAAGAACACAAAUACAAAACCUCACAAUAAUGUCUGAUUGAAUGCUAAAAAACUUUAUGACAGACCGCCUGAAAAAACGGAAUGGGAUUUUAUGUUUUUUUACUGCGUGAGACACCCAGAAUGUCCAUGAAAAUAAAGAAUGUGGGACUGACAAUAUUAACUAUGAAGGAUAAAACACUGAAUUUUGCCAAUAUAUGAACAUCACACCCCCUCUGCAUCCACAUAUUUUACAAUCAAGCAAAAUGCAACAAACACAGCAAAAUAUGAACGCGAAGGGUAAAAAAAAACAAAAAACCUACAAUCUGAUAUAUGCGAUAUAUCACAAAGCUUUACAACUUUCUUGUAAAAAUCUCCUUCCGUGUCUGUCCCUGACACCCACUUUUCAGGUUCUGGAAACACUCUGUGGAAACACUCCCCUCCCACACUGCUUGGUGCCUCGUCUGAGCUGCUGGGACUUAAAUGACCAUAACUACAAACCCUGUUUCCAUCUGGGUUGGGAAAUUGUGUUAGAUGUAAAUAUAAACAGAAUACAAUGAUUUGCAAAUCCUUUUCAAGCCAUAUUCAGUUGAAUAUGCUACAAAGACAACAUAUUUGAUGUUCAAACUCAUAAACAAUUUUUUUUUGUAAGUAAUCAUUAACUUUAGAAUUUGAUGCCAGCAACACGUGACAAAGAAGUUGUGAAAGGUGGCAAUAAAUACUGAUAAAGUUGA